UGACAUUAUGCAUAGCCCUGGAUAGGGGCUUGCUGACAUCAACUCUGCUGGCCUCCGUUCAGAAGAGUAAACAAAAGACAAUCAGUGUUGAGUUUGGCAUAACUAGCAAGUUCACAAAACUGCCAAAUCCUUCUCAGUGUAUUCAUCCAAUUAAUCCCCUUGAUUUAGGAGAUUUACUUAAAAAAAAAAUGAAUUCUGGAAGCUCUGCGCUUACCAUGAGCAGCCCUGCCUUAAUAAACCAAUGUGCCAGAGGAGGAAUGGAGGAAGAAAAGGUUUGGCCAAAACAACAGCAACAGAACAAUUUUUCCUUGUUUCCUUCUACUAAAGGCUGGAAUUUCAGAGGGAAGAAACGAAAACAGAGUACUCAAGAUGAAGAUACCAUCAGUAUCUGCAGCUUGGAUACAAGCGAACCCAGUAACAAGCGGGUCAAGCCUCUUUCUAGAGUUACAUCACUAGCAAAUCUUAUUCCUCCUGUACGAGCCACUCCAUUGAAGCGGUUCAGCCAGACUCUUCAGCGUUCUAUCAGUUUCCGCAGCGACAGUCGCCCAGAUCUGUUCAGUCCAAGGCCAUGGUCUCGAAAUACGCCUGCUGCUAACACCAAACGGAGAGACAGCAAACUGUGGAGUGAGACCUUUGAUGUUUGUGUCAAUCAUAUGCUGACAUCUAAAGAAAUCAAGCGUCAAGAGGCUAUAUUUGAACUGUCCAAGGGAGAAGAAGACUUAAUAGAAGAUCUGAAGUUAGCAAAAAAGGCUUAUCAUGACCCCAUGCUUAAACUUUCCAUAAUGACAGAGCAAGAGUUGAACCAAAUUUUUGGAACGCUGGACUCUCUAAUUCCUUUACAUGAAGAUCUUCUCAGGCGACUUCAAGAAGUCAGGAAAUCUGAUGGAUCAACAGAACACGUUGGCCAUAUCCUUGUGGGCUGGCUUCCAUGCUUAAACUCCUAUGAUAGCUACUGCAGCAAUCAGGUAGCAGCCAAAGCCUUAUUGGAUCACAAGAAACAAGAUCACAGAGUGCAGGAUUUCCUGCAGCGCUGCUUAGAGUCGCCUUUUAGUCGCAAACUGGACCUUUGGAAUUUCCUUGACAUCCCAAGAAGCCGUUUGGUUAAAUAUCCAUUACUGCUCAGAGAGAUUUUGAGACACACACCAAAUGAUCAUCCAGAUCAACAGCACCUUGAAGAAGCUAUUAACAUAAUUCAGGGAAUAGUGGCUGAAAUCAAUGUGAAGACUGGUGAAUCUGAGUGCCAAUACUACAAAGAAAGACUUAUUUAUCUUGAAGAAGGACAAAGGGAUUCACUGAUUGAUAAUUCACGUGUUCUGUGUUGUCAUGGUGAACUGAAGAACAACAGAGGAGUGAAACUGCAUGUCUUCCUCUUUCAAGAAGUCUUAGUAAUUACUCGAGCUAUCACCCAUAAUGAACAGCUCUGCUACCAGCUGUAUCGGCAGCCAAUUCCAGUGAUGGAUCUUGUGCUAGAAGACUUGCAAGAUGGCGAGGUUCGAUUGGGUGGAUCCAUACGUGGUGCAUUUAGCAACAAUGAGAGAAUCAAAAACUUCUUUAGAGUCAGCUUCAAAAAUGGAUCUCAAAGCCAGUCUCACUCACUGCAAGCCAAUGACUCCUUCAACAAGCAGCAGUGGCUUAAUUGCAUCCGACAGGCCAAAGAAAAAGUUGCGUGUGCAGGAAAAGCUGGAGUGCUGAGCUCAGAAGCGUGUUUUAUUUUGUCACCAAAUGGAAGCAGGGUACCCCAGGGAGAAACCGUGAUUGAGCAAAUGGACCAAUCUGACAGUGAGUCAGACUGUAGUAUGGACACCAGUGAGAUCAGCAUCGACUGUGAACGUAUGGAACAGACAAACCCUUGUGAAAAUGAAAAACAAAUAGAAACCAAUGUUUGACACAAACUUAUUCAUGGAACAAAACCUGUGUCUUACCUGUACAGUAUUUGCAUUCCACACAUGGAACCAUUUGGAGAAGCACUUUUAAAAUAUUUUUUGUCAUGUUGUCAAUGCAGUCCUUCUUGUAUAGUACUUGUAUGUGUCUAGUACUGUAACUGCCAGUUUGUGUAAGCUGGAAUCUUCUGCAACUCAUGCCCCGUCAUUAUACUUCACAAACAUCUAAUAUGGAUGAAAAAGGUACUUGACCAGUUAUUCUCAAUGUCCUGCUGUAAACAAAAUCUCUAAACUACUGCUUAUAAGCGCAUUACAUAAAGAAUCUUCCAUAAUUUUAAAGUACUUUAUUUGCCCUUUAAUGGGGCAGCUGAAGAUGUGGACUAGUUAAUAUUGAGUUUCAGGAAUGCGUAUUGAGAUCAUAGGUUUUCACAAAAACCUGGAAGUUAAAAACGGUUCAGUGUAAAAAAAAAUAAGUUACUGCAAGAUGUUUCUAUCUGACCUCUUGUGGUUUUAAAUCAACAAAAACUGCAGUGGGCCGUGUAAUCGGUGACUUCUUAAGGACUGAUGUUUCAAAAUGAAGCACUGAACAAGGAUCCAUCAGUUAACUGGUGGAAUAAACAUUAAAAUCUGGUAAGUUGAAAUGGUCAACAUCAUGCUAUGGCUUAAGUAUCAAAGCACAUCAAAAAAUAAUCACGUAAACAACAAAACCAAACCUCCACAGCCAGCACUGAAUUAAAUGAAAUGCUGAGAAUACUGGAUAUUUGUAAAUAAGUUGGUAGUUUGCUCUCAGUGCCAUAUAUCUGUAUAUGUACUUGUACCUAUUCUCUCAAAUAGGGUAAGAAUGAAAAAGCUUUUGCUUGUGAAUAAGCCCUCUUCAGUGUUUUGCACUCCACUGACCUCCACUGUUGGUUUUGAACACCACUAAUGUUAAAAACAUUUAAGUUUCUGUAAAUGUCUGUUUACAAUUACAUGUAGUUAUUGCUGGUUUUUAUAUAUUUUUCUUAAACUAAGUGACAAUUUUAUAUAAAUGGUGCUCUACAAAUGUCCUGUGGGAUUACGUAGAGAAAGUUCAAACAUAAAGAGAAUUGAUUUACGUUUAGGAUAUAUUCCAUCCUUUAUAUUUUUGUCAAAUUUAUUUUUAAAUGUUUUGUUGCAUUUACUCUCAUGCUGUAAUUGGAAAUGAUACUGUGUUUUUUGGUGGCUGAUUUAAUCUACUCAUUAUGAUGAGAAACAGAUGAGUCACUUAAAAAUGCAGUCUAAAACACUCAGUUGAACAUCCUGUUAUUAUUCAGGAAUCCCUGGGUAAUAUUUUAUUUCUUAGUGUAAGAAAUAAUGCCAGUGCUGAAUGGUAGUAUGGCAAGCUAUGAAACUUAUAAGAAAUUUAAAUGAUCCUUAAUAUAAAAACCUGGGCAAAGUACCAUCAAAAGUAGAAAAACUAAGUUAUUGCCAAAAAUGUUUAUUUCUUGUCCUGCAGGUUUACAGAAAAUUGUAAAUGUCAAUUAUCUUGCAUAUAUAUACUGAUGUGCAUUGCAGAAACCAGUGUGACAAGAUUAUAAACAAUAUAAAACAAGGUAUUUUUAUUUUUCCAAAAGAGUCUGACUGACCCGAUAGAACGUGUUUCUGUAUUUAUACUUUUUUUCAAAAAAUGUAUUUUUAUUUCUGUUUCAGGCUUUGUAAUUUAUUUCAACUGCUUCACUUUUAGAGCUGAAUGAGUCUGACAGUGAAGGCAAGGGAAAGGGAAAACAGAAGAAAAGGAGUAGAAAAGCUUAUUAGAUGGUAAACCAUGUUCAUAAAAAUUAUUCAGCAAAAUGUUUGAGAAGAGAGAAAGUCAAGGAAAGGGAUCAAAUGCAGAAGGAAAGAUUGAAUGUGUGUAUUGACUUCUUCUUUUCUAUAUAUUUUUGUUUCAUAAUAGCCUUAAACUUUUCUGGAAGCAUUUCAAAUAAAUUACAUUAAAGCAUUUUGAUUUUUUUUCA
Coturnix japonica (Japanese quail) is the source of this 3853-nucleotide messenger RNA. The record is from RefSeq and is a predicted model, not a curated record. NCBI's taxonomy places the organism in Eukaryota, Metazoa, Chordata, Aves, Galliformes, Phasianidae.